AACAAAAUUUCAAACGACCAAGUAACUACCGAGCUCGUAUUAAAUUUUUCGUUCUCCGUCUGUGAUACCUAAGAAUUCGUUGUAACGAGUGCACGAACGUCGAAGAACUUUCUUACAUCACGAAAUUCAUGUUAGUUUGUGCAAUAAAGAAUUGAAGAAGUUCCAAAGAAUUUGACUCGGGAUAGCAUAGACGCGACUCUGGACGAAAUUCGCGGUACAAGUAAUAUAAACGAUGUCGCAGCAGAAAGACACAUUUACACGAUUGACGCAAGAGUUACUGGCCUGCAGGUAUAUCUAUAUAUUUAGCAGAACUGUCAUUAGCCACGAUCACCGACCGAUAGACCCGACGAUACUAUACGUUGGUAAAUAGGUACGUGUCCUAGAGCAGUAACAAGUAUUCGAGCAAGCUCGUGUUUUUAUUGCUAGAGAGUCGUGUGUACCUUUUAGACACCCUCGAGAGACCGAGUUCGUAUAGUCCCGCUGAGUUCUUUAGACUCUUCGACCGAGAUAUCCUCCACUCUUGUACGUCUUCCUUCGAUAACCCGAUAAUUUCUCUCUUCCCUUCGAAGGAUCAUCGAAAGGGAAAAGCGUCAUUUCUCUACGUGGACGCGCGGUAACAAAGUCUCGCCUAUUCCGAGAAAGUAUCAUUCGCCGAAAUGAAAUCAAUUUUUCUUCCACGCGAACAAGAGUUCUCGGUAAAAAUCCUCUGGCUUCGAGAACUUUUCCCGUUCUCCAAGUUUUAGUUACGAUUUCCCCGAUAGCGAAGUAUCUUUAGGGCUACGGUAAUCCGUAAUCAUUCCUAGAUUUAUCCGUCGAGGUCGUUCGCACUAUGUAAAAAUGAUGUUUCCAGUGGAACGAACCAACGUAUUUAUAGCCGAACGAACGACAGUAAGGGUAAGUUUUCCGGCUAGAGAGGAAGUUGAACGACCCCGGUGGAUGUUACGUUUUAUCACCUUCGUGAAACUAGAGUUAUAGAGUUAUAGCCGGCAGGAUUAUAUUCAACAGCAUCUAGAAUUAGAAUCUCGCGUGAGUAAUUCAAUAAGAACUUCCCUCCUCUGUCCAACGGCGGAAAUCCCCCUUUGAAAGAAGCUCGUCAGUUUAAACAUUUAAUUAGUUGCUCGAUUCCAUCCCCCCAUCCCAUCGAUGAUCGACGAGUUUCUUCGAAGCCUUCCGCGAUCGUGCGCUUAACCCGUAACUGGUAGAACGAUCGCUUCAUCGUUUCAAGAUAAGUUGACAAACGUUCAUAGAGAGAUAAUCAUUACUCGAACCCUGUUUAGAGAUCUCAUAGUUACUCUUAAAAGAAUAGUCUCCUUCAAAAUCGCAUCUGAUGUCGUACGUGUAUUCCAAAAGUGAUGUAACGAAACUAAUUCCAGAUUAAAACAUUUCUAAUUGAACUUCUUUUCGAAAAAUACGUUUCUUUAAGUAGUCACUUUUGGCACGCAUAGGCGGCGCGUAGUUUCAUCCCCCUUUCGAUAUCAAUUUAGAAAAAGAACCAAUGCCUAACGAAACGUGUACCAAGUCGAAACAAAAUUGAUUUCGAUGAGAUGAAAGAUGAAGAAGAAGAAGCGAAGAUAUAUCGGUCCCAGAUUCGAGCCCAAUUAGACGGUUCUCUCUCCCAUUUCUCCCAAGGCAAACGGGUUUACAUAGGCCAUAGAAACGCAUAUACAUAGUUAAACCACCUAGUUGUGUAGCUUAAGUAUUUAAGUAGCGUGAAGUAUUAGUGUAAUAGAGUAGUAAGUAGUAAAGCGUGGCGGGGUGUGUGUGUUUUGGGGCAGGUUCAUCACGGCGUUCUCGCAGGGCAUAGAACUGGAUAUGGAUCUGCGCACGUUGCGUGCGAUACGCGUGUUGCGACCGCUCAAACUUGUCUCCGGCAUACCGAGUCUCCAGGUGGUGCUCAAGUCUAUCAUCAAGGCGAUGGCCCCGCUUCUGCAGAUCGGCCUGCUGGUACUUUUCGCCAUCGUGAUAUUCGCCAUCAUCGGUCUCGAAUUUUAUUCGGGAACUCUGCAUAAAACGUGUUACAGCAUCAGGGAUAUCAGUGUAAUCGUGAAGGAGGGCGAACAGGCGAGCCCGUGUAACACGGACAACAAAUCGGAGGCGCCGUUCGGGGCCCACGUGUGCGACGCGAACGUCUCGACGUGCAUGGAUCACUGGGAGGGACCAAACUUCGGCAUCACCAGCUUCGAUAACAUCGGAUUCGCCAUGCUCACUGUCUUCCAGUGCAUCACUAUGGAGGGCUGGACUGCCAUAUUGUACUGGGUAAAGCAAGAGAUAUGUCUCUCAGUGUUGUAAAACUCUC
This is a messenger RNA of Ceratina calcarata, 2296 nucleotides long. Its product is annotated as voltage-dependent calcium channel type A subunit alpha-1-like. Bases 1813 to 2289 code for a protein of 158 amino acids. Gene Ontology annotation, molecular function: low voltage-gated calcium channel activity; voltage-gated sodium channel activity. Gene Ontology annotation, cellular component: voltage-gated sodium channel complex; neuron projection; plasma membrane. Gene Ontology annotation, biological process: membrane depolarization during action potential; transmembrane transport; calcium ion import. The transcript is spliced from 3 exons. The record is from RefSeq and is a predicted model, not a curated record. NCBI's taxonomy places the organism in Eukaryota, Metazoa, Arthropoda, Insecta, Hymenoptera, Apidae.